Saccostrea echinata is the source of this 4405-nucleotide messenger RNA. Its product is annotated as SH2 domain-containing protein 4B-like. The transcript has 12 exons. Lineage: Eukaryota; Metazoa; Mollusca; Bivalvia; Ostreida; Ostreidae. Gene Ontology annotation, cellular component: cytoplasm. The record is from RefSeq and is a predicted model, not a curated record. The coding region runs from base 185 to 1588 and encodes 467 amino acids.
AACAGGAAGUUUUGGUAAAGACUAAAGUGGAAGUAGAAAACGAAUGUGCCGUUCGCAUGAGUCUGAAGGCAGAAUGAAUAUGUGAAGUUAUGUCAUACUGCAGACGACUUUGUUUGAAAAUGGUGCAUUAGUCUUAUUUGCAGGGCAUUUGUCGCUUAGUUCAGAGCGUCAGAAAGCUGCCAACAUGCUGAGGCAGAUCCUUCAAACAAUGACGGUUGAUCCUGACCUCCUGGCCGAGUUGUCGGAUGAACAGAAGGCUGUACUGUUUGUCAAAAUCAGGGAGGAGCAGGUCAGGAGAUAUGAUGAACAUGAAAAGAAUAAUCAAAUUGAGAAGAUUCCUCGAAAACCGAAGAAAGGAAAGAAGAUGGUGGAAUUUCUGCAGGGUAAGGAUGGAAAGGAGUGGGUAUGGGUCAUGGGGGAACACAAGAAUGACAAGUCUAUUGAGGAGUUGAUUGAACUGGAAUGGCAGGAGAAGGCCCUCAAAGAAGCAGAGCGAGAGAUUGAGGAAAUCAGGAGGAGAGAAGAAGCAGAAAUAGCUAAAAGAUUGGAAGAAGAAAAAGAAAAACUGGAAAUGGAACAAAAACAUAAAGAAGAAGAACUUAGAAAACAGAGGGAAGAAGCAGAAUUAUAUGCAUCAUUGAAGCAGGCAAGAGAAGUGGCCAGAAAGUUAGAGGAAGAAAAACAGAAGGCCGAGGAAGAGGAAAAGAUUAGAGUGGAACAACUACGGCAGAAAGCGUGCCGGAGUUGUCAAGAUUUAGAUGAUAUGGAGCAUAGGAUUGCAGAGGAUAAGAGACAAUCUUUGGAGAGGUUAGUGAAGAAGAAAAAUCGUCGUAGUUCUGAAAUCUUCACAGAGUACAUGAGUAAGAGGGAAGAGAUGGAGAAAAUAGCAGAACAGAAUUUAAAAGAAGUGGAAUCAAACUGGCAGGAACAGGAAAAGAAAGCCAAAAAGGCAGAGGAGGAAGUAAAAGAGCUGGCCAGGCGAGCAAGGAUCGAGUACCAGAACUCACUAAAACUCGGCAUGAAUGUUCUAAAUGCUGUAUCAGCAUUCUCAGGGAAUGGAACCAAUACUAAGCCUCCUGUACCUCCCAAAAGCGAGGAGUUGAGGAAAAGUAUGGCAAAAGUUAUCAAUAAGAGGCCACCACGACCUCCUAACAAACAGGCUGUGAUUGAAUGGUUCCUAGAGGAGGAGAGGCCCAAAGGAGUGGGAACAGAUCUGAACACAGGAAAAGUGGCCGCAUGGUUUCACGGGGUGAUAUCUAGGCUAGAGGCAGAAAACUAUUUACUCAAUAUGACCCUUGGUAGUUUUCUGGUGCGAGUGAGUGAGAGAGUGUGGGGCUACACAAUUUCCUACCGAGCAGAAGAUCGCUGUAAACACUUCCUUAUUGAUACCUCAGACCAAGGAUAUCAGUUCUUUGGAGCCAAUCAACUAGUUCAUAGAAGUCUAGCAGAAUUAAUCAACUUCCACAAGAGUAACCCUAUCACAGUGACAGGAGGUGAACUAUUACGGACCCCUGUGGGACAAAUUAAAGAGCCGCCUGAUUAUCAGGAGCUAAUGAGGCCACGUAUAACAGAAAGUACUGCAUUAUAACAAAAAAAACCAACAUAACUCUAGAUAAAUCAGAAGAAAUUUACCUUACCAACUGAAUAGAAACCACAGAAUUGUAGAUAAAGAAAACAGCAUGGCAUUAUCAACAAAACCAGUUGCCUACUUGUUAAGAGCAAAGCUUUAGGUAGACCACCAUAACUUGUGACUCUAUACAGUUACUUCAGGGUACUGAAAGAUAUUAAAACAAUUGUUCAAGUUCACAAUGUUGUUCACAUAAUCAAAUUUGCUGCAAUACUUGCUCACAUUUUUAUUGCCUGGACAAAGAGAUGAUACUGUAGAAGUACUUUUUUCCAUGUGGUAUUAAUUUAUGUAUGUACAUGUACGUGGUCACAUAUUUUCUACGGAAAUUUGCCCCAGCAUACUAAAGUAUUUUGAAGGCAUGUAGAGGCAAUCUAUCUGAGAAAUACACACAGUAUCCUGCCCGUGGAUUGAACAGAAAUUGUGAUUCCAUGAAAUUAUACCGGUAUGUAUGACCCCAUGGAAAAAAGUAUGUUUACUUCGAGUAAUUUUCCCUUUUUUUAUUUUUCUACAUUUUGUGACCUGGAUCAGUUUAGACAUUUAUAGGUUGUAGUUUUUACAGCAGAGCUGUAUUAGAAUAGUUUACUGCUAUCAUGCACAGUAUUUUGAUUAUAAUUUUAUCCAAUUUUUAAUUUGACAUGGAUUUCUAGUAUGCUUGUGCAGUCCCAUUAUUUUAUGUCACAUAUAUAUUGCAGAUUUUUGUAGAAAAGAUCUGUCAAAUCUGCAUAAUGAAUUUAAACUACUGGAAAAUAUGAUUUGUUUGAUACAAUUUUUUGCUCAUUUGCCUCAUUGGGGUCUUGGAUCCACAAGGAGAUUUUGAGAUUCAAGUAAGGAUAUAAGCUGUUAGGAUUUUACAUGUGUUUGUACAAUCAUGGCAAUAAUAACAAAUCAAGUUUGAAUGUAUUUAUGCUUUUUUUUAUACAAAUCCAUAUGUUAUUACCGAGUCGUAUAGAAGUAAAUAAUACAUUUGAUAACAUUUGAUACAUGUAGUGUUUAUUAAGUAUUUACAUGCACAUUUUUACAUUUUAAAAAAUCAAAAAUUGAAAAUUUGAUCAGAAUUUUAGGCUGGUAAUUUGGACAUCAAAUCACACAUAAAUGCAAUAUCAUUUCUUGCAUUUUAAUAUCAGGAGACUUAAGUUCUGCUCACUUUAUAUUUGUAAACAAUUCCUAAAUAUUCUGUGGUGUGAAAAACACCAUAAACAAUGAUUUGUUGUAAAACAUGCUUUUUUCCCCUUAAGUCUUUGUGACUAUAUGUGUAAUAUAUUGACAAAAAAGUCAAAAAUGGUUGUUUUUCCAGAUAUUAUACAUAUAACUCCAUAAAAAAAUGUAUGAAGUUGUUGGCUGGUAACCCAGAUUGAUCAAAUUUGAGAAAUAUUUUUAUAAUUGUCUUCAGGCGAAUCCGAGAUGAAGUGCCCACCAUGUUUUUUCUCAUAUUGUUGGUGUUCCAUAUUGUGUACAGGUUAUAAGUGCUGUUAUUCUAUUUUAAGUGUAUAUACUUUAUAUAAGGUUGUAUCUAAUUAUAUCUCCAUAUCAUUUUAUAUACAUAUUAAUAUGAUCAUUAUUUUAACAGAACUUGGUCACAUUCUCUUUGUGCAGUGCAUUGUUUUUCAUUUAUUAGUACUGUAUGAAAUACUAUAAAUAAUUUCAAGAGGAUUAAUGAUUCGUCAUUUAAAUGUGUUUUUAUGCUAAUUAACAUCCUCGCAAGCCAGGGGUCCUGAGUCAACACGUUGCCGUUGGACCCCUGGCAUAUUUCAUUCAAUAUUCGUGGGCUUGCUUCUCUCAUUGAGAAGCACCAAUCAAAUUAAAGUUUUCAUAGGUAGUUAGAUAAGGAUUCAGUUGACACCUCAAAUGCACGUGUUACAAGUUGUUUAUCAUAGAAUGGCUUAAUGUGAUUGGUUGAGAGAUAUGAAAAACAAUCAAGAUUUGUAAUUUUUCCGAAAGAUGUCGCUACAGUCAGCUCACAAAUAUUGAAUGAAAUAUGCCAGGGGUCCAACGGCAACGUGUUGACUCAAGACCCCUGGCUAAUUAAAUGCUAUUCUUGAAUUUUUAUGCCAAUUAAAAACUUUAUUCUCAAUUUUCCAAACUUAUAAACAAAUAUGCCAAGUUAACAAUUGAACUUUUGUUAUAAUUGUUUUUAAUAAUCAAGUUUUAUGAGCCAGUACUCGUUUCCAAAUUUUCUGUUGGUGAACUAAGUGAAGUAAAAAGUGUGCAUAAAAGUGUUUAAAGGUUGUGAACUUUUUUGUUCAUAAUUGUUGAAGUUCAUUGCAAUUUAUUUUGGUGAGGCAACUCCAUUUGUUCAUGUUUUACUGUCAAUAAUUGCUGAAGAUGGUAAAACAGCAAGAGUUAAUUCCCUUCUUUAUGAUUCUUUGUGUUUUAUAUUUUAGAGUGGCAUCUAUUGAAAUGUUUUUAUUUAAUUCUGAAGGAUUACAUCUAGUCAUUAAUUUUUUUCCUUACAUUUUAUAUUUAACACUUUUUCUUCUGUAAUAAUUGUACAUAUUAAAUGGAGCUUAAUUCACACCCUAGUCCAUCAUAUUCAGCGUAUGGUUCAGUCUUGGAAAGUUUCAUUUUUUUUUUCUUUUUUUGAAUUGCAUUAGGAGUAACUGGAGUAUUUUCUUUGAAUGAAAGAGAAUUUUUAUGCUGCUGGGCAUGUGAAUUGGAACUAGGUAUUCUCAUAUUUUUGAUUAUUCAUGUUAUUUUUGCUUAAAAUCUUUUGUAAAGUGAAUUUAUUUGCCCUUUACAAACAAUAAAUAUGUACUGAUAAUAAAAAUUGACUCGAGUUUU